CUAGUGUGCGGGACGCUCCAGCGAAUGAUGCAUGACCAGCAGCUGCUGAGUUUCUUCUCGGCGGCUGAGAGCGCCUCCGCUACACUGUAAAUGAAGUGGGUUAUGGAGUAAACACUAGAGGAUCACACUGGAAUCUUGACAGCAGUGGAGGUCCAGCAUAAUCUCCUGAUGUCUACUUAACAUUACCGCUAGCAGUCACAUAUACAUAUGAGGCCAGAUGCCUAGAAACGAACAAUGCUUCCGACACCUCGAACAGCUCACGUUGACUACGAUCGCAUCUACGAACCAGCUGAGGACUCAUAUCUACUGUUAGACACUCUCGCCAAACGAUCAGAGAGAGACUUUCUUCGGAAGCGCUUCCCACGUAACUCGCCUUCUCCAGUAGUUCUCGAAAUCGGCACGGGCUCUGGUGUUGUUCUGGCUUUUGCUACCGCGCACGCCAACCACAUCUUUGGCCGCUCAGACGUGUUGACAAUCGGUACUGAUGUCAACCCUUUUGCGUGCGUGGCAGCUCUAAGGACGGUCGAGCUUGCAGUGAGCGAAGCGAACACUGCUGGAACGAGUACUGGGUUCUGUCUUGGUUGCCUCGAAGCUGAUCUUGCUACGCCCUUCGGAGGCCACGCUGUUGAUGUAGCGCUCUUCAACCCGCCGUACGUGCCGACUGAGAUGGUGCCAACCGCGCCUGGCGACAGUAGCGUCGCUACGCCAUUCGAGCGGGAGUCGCAGCUGCUGGCGCUCUCAUAUGCUGGUGGUGUGGACGGCAUGGAGGUGACCAAUCGUCUUCUCGACCAGCUGCCGGGCAUUCUCAGUAGGCGUGGGGUAGCGUACAUUCUGCUAUGCGCGCAGAACAAGCCCGCGGCGAUAGCGCGCCGUAUCAAUGAUGCAUCUGAUGAUUGGGUUGCGCAGGUUGUAAAUUCCAGUGGCAAAACAGCUGGCUGGGAAAGGCUCAGCAUCCUGCGAAUAUGGCGCACUUGAUCGCAGUCAUG
Baudoinia panamericana UAMH 10762 is the source of this 986-nucleotide messenger RNA. RefSeq lists its product as uncharacterized. Gene Ontology annotation, cellular component: eRF1 methyltransferase complex. Lineage: Eukaryota; Fungi; Ascomycota; Dothideomycetes; Mycosphaerellales; Teratosphaeriaceae. The record is from RefSeq and is a predicted model, not a curated record. Gene Ontology annotation, biological process: methylation. Bases 235 to 975 code for a protein of 246 amino acids. Gene Ontology annotation, molecular function: nucleic acid binding; protein methyltransferase activity; S-adenosylmethionine-dependent methyltransferase activity. The transcript has a single exon.